This is a messenger RNA of Baudoinia panamericana UAMH 10762, 990 nucleotides long. RefSeq lists its product as uncharacterized. The coding region runs from base 1 to 990 and encodes 329 amino acids. NCBI's taxonomy places the organism in Eukaryota, Fungi, Ascomycota, Dothideomycetes, Mycosphaerellales, Teratosphaeriaceae. The transcript is spliced from 4 exons. The record is from RefSeq and is a predicted model, not a curated record.
AUGCAGAACCAUAUCUUCCGGCCAAUAUGCGACCUGCAAAACUUGCCACAGCCGGCGAAUCGAGAAGAGAGACUGAAGGUCAUCAUCACCAAUCUUGAAAAGCAGCAGCAGAGUGCUCGAGCAAGCCUUCUAAAAGAAGCCCGUAACGAGCUUGAAGCAAUGAGGAGUGGUGGCAGUGAUGCCGACGAAACGGACGAGAACAGCGAACCCGCACCACCGGACUACAGCAGCUUCAUUACGAACUUAAACACACCAUUUGCCGACGGUGCAAGCGACCCUUGUCUACCCACUGUAACGAAUGUCCCAGCUUCGAACCAGCGGGUCAAGCAAGCGCUAGCGCCUUUAGAGGUCGACGUUGCCCUUCGGGUUACCCAGCAAAUGGACGAAUACGACAGACAUGCCGCGCAGGCACGGGAGUACUACGUCAAAGCAUUGGAGCGAGUCAGACCCGCGCCAACAGAAGCGCAGCCGACCCAAAGUGCCUAUGGCAGCGACCAUAGUGAACGGCCAGGUUCGUCUUAUCUGCACAAACAGAACUCUUGCGAUCGCGAGGUACUGAGUGACUAUGGAUUUCCAACGGAUGCCGACGGCAGUAACCACGACCGACGCCAUGUCUACGUGUGCCUACACGAACCAGAAGACUUCCAAGAUGUGGCUUCUUCGACAAGGCAGACACAUCGAAUCAACGAUCCGUCCAAAGAAGCUAGUACCCGUAGUACCCACAGCACCGACGCUGCGGUUAUGCCUACAAGACCGCACCUCUAUGUCGUCCUUACCGCAGACGUUUCGGCCCGUGGAGACGGCGACGGCGGAGUCGUACUUGCCGGCGCCUUCUUUUCGGAACAAUGGGCAGAAGACCGGAAGUUUGCAAUUACACGAGACCAUAUCUCGCCGGAGAAGACAAGAAGCGUCGCCAAUGAGAUCAUCGGCCGCACGGGCAGGCAAGGCUACAACGUCAAGCAGAAGGAGACCACGACGUUUCUCGCCUAG